This is a messenger RNA of Hydra vulgaris (swiftwater hydra), 1214 nucleotides long. RefSeq lists its product as uncharacterized. NCBI's taxonomy places the organism in Eukaryota, Metazoa, Cnidaria, Hydrozoa, Anthoathecata, Hydridae. The record is from RefSeq and is a predicted model, not a curated record.
UUAUGCUUUUAUAAUUAUAUUUUAUUAAUAAUUCAUUGCUAAAAAAAUGCCUCUGUGUUGCAAGUUUAAUACAAUACGUUAUUUAAUGUAUUGUUUUUCAAUUUAUUUAUAGACAGUCUUACUGAAGCACGGUCAAAAGCGAAAAGAGCCGAGGACACCUCCAACCUAGAUACAGCAGAAGAAAAUGCAUUGAAACGUGUUAAAAGGUGUAAAAUGAUUAGUUCUUCUGAGAAUGAAGGAGAAGAUUAUGAUCAGAUUAUACCAAGUAAAAAGAAAACUUGGCACAAAAAAAGAACACCCGAUGAUUUUUGUGUUACUCAAGUAGACAAACCUACUCCACCAUUUAUUCACAAAGAGACUCAUUCAAAAAAAGAAAAUUUGCUGAAUCUUUAUGGAAGUGAUAUUGAGUUGAGCAAUUGCGAGUCUAAUGUUUUACCAGCUGCAAGACUAGACUUUGAAAUAGACAAAUGUAACAGUUCAACAUCAAAAUAUUCUCAAUCGAAAAGUAUAUUGAUAGAUUCUGCCUCUUUUCAAAACAAAUCAUCACCUGUUCAAACAAUUAAUCAUAAGUUAUUAACAGGUGAGUCUGUAAAUCUACAGAUGAUUGCUAAUUUAUUAGCAACUGUAAUUAGUAAUCAGGAAGAUAUAAAAAAGACUCAAGCAAUGCAUACAGCACAAAUUCAAUCUAUCCGCCGCAAACUUGAUUUAAAUGAUCAUAUCUCUCCAGAUCUUCCAGAAGGUAUUCCAUUACCAGCUAAGUCAAUGGAAGAAAUAGAUAUUUUAACACAGAAGCUGGAAAAUCCCGGAAUAAAGAAAAUAGUUGCCAAACAUAUUGCUGAUAUUGGUGGAGAAAAUUUGAGAAAUUUUAUUAUGAGGUCAAUGCCCAUGCUGCUAGAUAGCCUUGUUGCUCGUAGCUUCAAUUUAACCGGGCAAAAAGGAAAACAAUCGUUUAAAACAAAUGCACUUCAUUUAGUUCUUUGUAGUGCUGUUAAAUUAAAUCCUAGCACAAAAAAUUGCACGCAAAAGGAAAUCGAAACUGAACUUUCAACCUGGUUUGCUAACUCACGUGAUCGUGGAAGUAACAGUCGUAGAUCUGGUAAAGUCGCUGUCAAUGUUAACUCGACUGAACUAGAUGCAGAUUAUCUUACUCCGUCAGAAAAUAUGGACAAAUUUGUUUAACAUUACUUUUUAUUAAAAAAAAAUAGCUUACAUUA